UACGUCGACUACUACUGCUACUAAUUCUUCAAAUCCCAAAUUUAUCCUGGUUUCUCCUGGAAGGAGCGAGGGCAGGGGGGCGAGAGAGACAGAGAAUUGAGAAGUCGAAGGAGGAGGAGGAAAGAAGAAGAUGGUGUCGGGAUCAGGCGUCUGUAAGCGGGUUGUCGUGGUGGACGCGAGGCACCACAUGCUUGGGAGGCUGGCGUCUAUCCUGGCGAAGGAGCUCCUGAAUGGACAGAGGAUCGUCGUGGUGCGGUGCGAGGAGAUCUGCCUCUCCGGGGGGCUUGUUCGCCAGAAGAUGAAGUACCUCAGGUUCCUGCGCAAGCGGAUGAACACCAAGCCCUCCCACGGCCCCAUCCACUUCCGCGCCCCCGCCAAGAUUCUCUGGCGCACCAUCCGCGGCAUGAUCCCCCACAAAACCAAGCGUGGCGCUGCCGCUCUGGCGCGGUUGAAAGCGUACGAAGGGAUUCCGCCACCGUAUGACAAGAAGAAGAGGAUGGUCAUCCCUGAUGCCCUCAAGGUUUUGAGGCUUCAGACUGGGCAUAGGUACUGCUUGCUAGGUCGUCUGUCAUCGGAAGUUGGGUGGAGCCAGUAUGAUACCAUCAAGGAACUGGAGGCAAAGAGAAAGGCCAGAUCCCAAGUCAUGCAUGAGCAGCGGAAGCAAUUGAGAAAACUGAGGUCCAAGGCUGAAGUGGCAGCAGACCAUCAACUUGGGGCCCAACUUGAUGUUCUUGCACCGAUAAAGUAUUGAUUUUACCGGAGUGUCAAUUUUGCGUAGAGCAUCAAAGAAAGUCAACGUUCUUCUUGGUUUGUUGCUGCUGUGGGUUGAGAUGGAGUUUACAAUUAUUUUGUUUGUGUGUUGUCUUUGAAUUAGAUCCUUGGUACACUCCGAAAUUUACCAUUUAGAACAUCUUGAGUUAGAGCUCACGUGGAUGAGGCGGUUUUACAUUUUUAUAACUUAUAAAUAGUGCGUUAUUCAGAUAUGCUCUUACUUGAA
Molecule: messenger RNA, 997 nt
Organism: Nymphaea colorata (pocket water lily)
Lineage: Eukaryota; Viridiplantae; Streptophyta; Magnoliopsida; Nymphaeales; Nymphaeaceae
Product: 60S ribosomal protein L13a-3-like
Exons: 4
Coding region: 131-751 (206 amino acids)
Biological process (GO): translation; negative regulation of translation
Cellular component (GO): cytosolic large ribosomal subunit; ribosome
Molecular function (GO): mRNA binding; structural constituent of ribosome
Source: RefSeq, a predicted model, not a curated record